GUCAGCAUUCUAGUUAACAGAGAAAUGCACGAUACACGGGAAAGGGUACGUUAGGGUCCCUGAAAAUCCGUAAUAAAGCAAAUGCGAUUGACGUAGGACUAAUUGUAAGGAUUACUGCAAACCGUAUGGAUGUAAUAUGUAAAAUGUACCUAUGAGUUUGCCGAAGACGGCAGGCACGCUUCGGCAGGUAAUUGCCGAAACCUUAUGUGGCCAACUGCACAGUCGAGCUGACUCAGGACCUUCGUCGUCUGCAUUAGCUUCACCUCAAGACAAUAUGGGAAAAGUUCACGGCUCUCUUGCCCGUGCUGGCAAAGUCAAAUCACAGACACCAAAGGUUGAAGCGCAGGAGAAGAAAAAGACGCCCAAGGGCCGCGCCAAGAAGCGUGUUCUAUACAACCGUCGGUGAGCAGCUUGACGGCUUGAAAAUGGAGGACGAUG
Molecule: messenger RNA, 438 nt
Organism: Desarmillaria tabescens
Lineage: Eukaryota; Fungi; Basidiomycota; Agaricomycetes; Agaricales; Physalacriaceae
Product: ribosomal protein S30-domain-containing protein
Exons: 2
Coding region: 152-406 (84 amino acids)
Biological process (GO): translation
Cellular component (GO): ribosome; cytosolic small ribosomal subunit
Molecular function (GO): structural constituent of ribosome
Source: RefSeq, a predicted model, not a curated record